This is a messenger RNA of Stegostoma tigrinum, 2765 nucleotides long. RefSeq names its product AE binding protein 2 (gene aebp2). NCBI's taxonomy places the organism in Eukaryota, Metazoa, Chordata, Chondrichthyes, Orectolobiformes, Stegostomatidae. Gene Ontology annotation, biological process: regulation of transcription by RNA polymerase II. The record is from RefSeq and is a predicted model, not a curated record. The transcript has 9 exons. Gene Ontology annotation, cellular component: ESC/E(Z) complex. The coding region runs from base 30 to 1370 and encodes 446 amino acids.
ACCGUCCGGGCUGGAGCCGCGCGGGGGAAAUGGCCGCAGCCGCCGCUCCGUCCCUCAGCGCCAUCGCUAACGACACUCAGAGUCAGGUGGCGGUGGUGGCAGCAGGGGGGACUGGUAAGAGCUGCCGCUCGGAAGCCAAGUGCGGCGGUGUUGGUAACGCCGGCAUUGGUAGUAGCCGUUCCCAGGCCGUUUUGAGGCAGCAACAGCAACAACAACUCCGGCAGCGGCGGGACGAGGAGGAGAGUGAGCCCGAGGCUGGCGGCCCGCAAGCUUCAGGCUCCCCAAGUGGACACAGGGCCACGGGGGCUUCCAACUCCGGGCCGUCCCGCAACCUUCCUCAACAGCAGCAACAAGCGGCCAAAAGCUGCACCGGGGCCCUCAGGUGCGGCCAGCAGCAACAACGGGGCCGGGAGGAGGCGGCGGCCGCUGUGGCAGCUGGUAACAGGAGGCAGAGUCUGGAGAACUCGUCAGACGGGGAACCACUGAGCCGCAUGGACUCAGAGGACAGUAUCAGCAGCACCUUAAUGGAUAUGGACAGUACUAUCUCCAGUGGACGCUCUACUCCUGCGCUGAUAAAUGGUCACGGAAGUACCACUUCAUCAGGAAAGAAUAUCACAUACAACUGCUGCUGGGACCAAUGCCAUACCAGUUUCAGCUCCAGUCCAGAUUUGGCAGAUCACAUCCGUUCAAUACAUGUGGAUGGGCAACGUGGAGGGGUAUUUGUCUGCCUAUGGAAAGGGUGCAAAGUAUACAAUACGCCAUCUACUAGUCAGAGUUGGCUGCAGAGGCAUAUGCUUACGCAUAGCGGAGAUAAACCCUUUAAGUGUGUUGUUGGUGGGUGUACUGCCAGCUUUGCAUCACAAGGUGGCCUUGCUCGUCAUGUACCUACACACUUCAGCCAACAGAACUCCUCAAAAGUCACUAGUCAGCCGAAGGUUAAGGAGGAGUCACCUUCUAAAGCUGUUAUGAACAAACGAAGAAGGCUAAAGAAUAAACGACGACGUUCGCUACCAAGACCGCAUGACUUUUUUGAUGCACAAACAAUGGAUGCAAUACGACAUCGGGCCAUUUGCUUUAACCUGUCGACGCGUAUUGAAAGCCAUGGAAAUGGACAUAGUGUUGUGUUCCAUAGCACAGUAAUAGCACGAAGGAGGGAGGAUUCUGGGAAGGUGAAAGUGCUGCUCCACUGGACACCAGAAGACAUCCUUCCUGAUGUGUGGGUGAAUGAAAAUGACAGAUCUCAACUGAGGACAAAAGCAGUUCAUUUGUCUAAACUACCACAAGAUGCUGCUUUGCUCCUUGACCCAAACAUAUACCGGCCGACUGGCUCCUUACAACAUUAUGAACAUGGCUCCAUGGUUGACACAUGACAACUAAACUUCACUUAAGUAGAGAAGAAGCAGCACAGGACAAUGCCACAGAAAAGGCUGAAAAGGAGGUAAGGUCCAAUCUGGGAACCAGAAUGGUGUCAAAAUUAGUCGCCAUGAAUGGAAUAGAAUAUUGCACAUUAGAAUCACUUUUUUUCCUCCCAGCCCUAGCUGAUUAUUUGUACUAAAAGCAGACUUUGGGAGAAUGGAUCUGAAGCUUCGCACUCCUCUUCGAGAUGAGACGGUACAAUGAGAACAGUUCUACAGGGAAUGUUUGUCAUCUAACAAGGGGGGAUGUGCAAUGAGAAACUUCCUCCUCGGAACUUGUUUGUUUGCUGCUUCAAGCUGCGCCCCUUUCUCAUCAGAAAAAUCUAAAAUCAAGAUAUAAAAUUUCAUAAAGGAUUUUUAAAAAAAAUCUAAGCGUCCCACUUUGAUCAGAAAAGCAGAUUUUAUUCCUUUCUCCCAAUUACUACAUUUGUUUAAUUAAACUUCAGUUUAAUUAAAUACUUUAAUGUUUUUGUUUAAUCUCUUUUGAAAUAACUUGUUACCUAAAGUUCAUGAAUUAAGAUUUGUGAACUUUAAACAACUUCAGUGUUUACCAAGAAAAUUAUCUCAUGUUAAAAUUAAUUUCUGCAGCCAAUUUAGGAUGUUGAUCUUUUGGGAGAAUAAAAGCUGGAAAGUUUUAUUUCAAUGCACCAAAGCUUGCUGCAUAGAAGAUCUUAGACGAGAUUAACCAAGUGAUUGCAUUGUUGAUAAUCUUCGUGCUUGCGUGUAUAUCACGUGAAAGAAAGCCUGUAUUUUUACUUGGAUGAAGAUGGGAAAAUUCUAGAUUAUCUGUAACAUCCUAGUCUUAGGUUCAGAAGGCAUAAAGAGUUGCAUAUAGAUAAUAGUAAAUUGCUUGUAAAUAUUUCUGCAGAUUUGUAAUAUAUUUUUAUACUUUAAAAUGUACUGUAGAUUUCAAUUUUGGUUUACCUUUUAGAAGCAUGGAAGCAAAUUUUGAAAUGUAUAUAUUAAGGUAGAACAAAUGUUGAAGGAUAAUGUAAUUUUCUUGAUCUGCCAUAAUAACUGUUAACAAAACCCCACAAAAAGCACCUUGCCUAAUUAUAAAUAUAAAGUGACAUUUGUGGUUUUUUGCAAAUGCCAGUUGCUACUGCUAAUGUCUUAAUGUAUUGUGCAAGAUGUAAACAGCAUGACUUGGAUUGUGUCUUUAAAGUUAGAUUUUCUGGACAGACAGGAUUUUUAAAAAAGCCUGUAGUACCCUUGUUUCGCACAGUUGUAAACCCUUCAUGCAAUGUAUCCUUACCUGAGCACUUCAUCUGUAUCCACUGCUUCUUCCCAUCCAAAUCAACUUGCUACUGCUUUUUCAGCUACAUUUUUAUAAUAAAGUAUAAAAUGAAA